Theobroma umbraticum is the source of this 2325-nucleotide messenger RNA. The record is from RefSeq and is a predicted model, not a curated record. Lineage: Eukaryota; Viridiplantae; Streptophyta; Magnoliopsida; Malvales; Malvaceae.
AUGAAAAUUGAUCGCACAACCUCUAGUGCAACUAGAGGAAAGUUUGCUCAUUUAUGUGUCGAAAUUAAUCUCAAAAAGCCUUUAGUGCCAAAAAUCUUCAUUGGAGGUAGAUGGCAGAAGGUGGAGUACGAGGGGUUAAGGAUGAUGUGUUAUCACUGUGGGAAGUUUGGGCACUAUGAGGAAGGCUGCAUAGUUAGACAGAAGGAAAACGAGGGUUAUACUGGAAACCAAGCCAUAGCUUUGGCAGAAUUAGCUGUAACCAGAGAGAAGGACUACGAAACUCAUAGGUUUGGCCCUUGGAUGGUAGCCAGGAAGAAUAACAAACGAACGGGAGGACCACGGGCUAACGCAACAGCUGUUGAGGAACUUCCUAAACCUUCAAUAGCCUCAGGCUCGAGAUUUGUUGUGCUUGAAGAUGAAGAUGUUGGGCAUGUUGCUGAGGAGUUUACACCAGUGUCAGAAAACAAGGUAGAAUUUGAUCAGGCGGUGAGUAAACUGAGCAAGACUAAAGGCCCAGCCUGGAAUAAAGAGCUUUUCAAGCAAAAUUUACAAGUUUCGGCCAAUGUCUCAAACAGAGACUCUACACCAGCUUCGAUAGCAAAAGGAAAGCAGCAAAUUGCUAGAGAACCAAAGACAGUAUCGUCAGUAUCUUUAGCAAUGCCAAAAAUGAGAGCAUCUAGUGAGAAGAUAGUAACUGAAUUACCUGAGAAUAACAACGCUGACGUUUCACAAGUAAUAUCCCUAAAUCUUCCUAAGCUGUCAUCUCAUGAUCAAGAUAUUGAUGACAAACCUGGAGUAGGGGUGAAUGACAUGGCGAGAGAAAGGCAACUAAUGACGAUGGAGGAAAGUGGUUUAGAUGAUGCCGAGAAGGGGGAUGUAACUACUGACAUGGAUUUGGAGGAUAAAGUUUGUCGCCGGUUGGGAAAGUUGAACUAUUUUCGAGUGGAAGCUGAUGGUUAUGCAGGAGGAAUCUGGGUUUUUUGGGAUCCGAAAAAUGUUGAAAUUGAUAUUCUGGCUUAUUCCGGCCAAUUAGUGCACAUGAUGGUUAAUUCUUCAAAAGCAAAAUGGUUGCUCACAGCAGUAUAUGGUAGUCCAGUAGUGGAAGAAAGGAAAAGGUUAUGGCUCUCUCUUAAUAUGGCUAGUGACUUGCACAAUCUUCCUUGGAUGGUGAUAGGAGACUUUAAUCAGGUAACUUCACCUGAUGAAAAAAUAGGAAGGACAGGAGUUAACUUAGCUCAUUGUAAUCUUACGCUAGAUUGUAUGAGUUACUGCAAUUUAUCAGAAUUAGAAACUGGGUGUCCCAAAUACACAUGGUGGAAGAAAAGGCAUGGUUAUGAUUGCACCAGGGUCCGUUUGGAUCAAGGAUUAGCUAAUGAAGAAAGGCGAACAAUUUACCCCCAUGCUGAAGCUUUUGUUUUGCCAAGAACACAUUCUGAUCAUCAUCCAAUCCUUGUACGGUGUACAGAUUCCCCACUUUUACUACAAGCUAAGAAGAAUUUCAGAUUUGAAGAAGCAUGGAUGACCCACCCAAACUUUAUUGAUUUUCUCAAAACAAAAUGGAGAUUUGCAGAAAAAGACAUGUCUAUUACUUUGAAAGGAUUAGCUGACAAUUUGCAACAAUGGAGUUUAGAGACCUUUGGAGAUAUAUAUAAAAAGAAAAAGAGGUUACUAGCGCGUCUCAAGGGAAUGCAAAAAAUACCUGAUGCGAAACCCAGCGAUUACCUUCAACAUUUAGAAAUUGCUUUAAUUGAGGAGUAUAACCUUGCUCUCUAUCAGGAAGAGUUGAUUUGGCAACAAAAGGUUAGAUUGGAUUGGCUCAAAUAUGGAGAUAGCAACUCAAAAUUUUACCAUGCUCUCGUGAAAAGCAAACAAAGGAAGAAGAAGAUAGUUGCACUUCGCAGAGAAGAUGGAUCGUGGUGUACGGAUCCUAAAGAGCUAGAGGAGAUGGUUGUCAACUAUUAUCAACAUUUAUACAAGGAUGAUGGGCUUCGGGUCUCAUUAUCUGUAUCGCCAAAUUGGAGGUUAAAUGAUGAUCAAAUUUCAGACUUGGCCAAGGGGUUAUCUAGUGAAGAAAUUCAACAUGCCUUAUUUGACAUGAACCCAAGGAAAAGUACGGGCUAUGAUGGUUUUCCAGCGAGCUUUUUUCAGAAGAACUGGCAAUAUAUCAAUGCUGAUUUGGUUAAUUUUGUCCAGAUGGCUUAUGCUACAGGCUCGGUCCCGCCAGCUUUGAAUCAUACAUUAAUUACCCUUAUUCCCAAAGUUGAAAGUCCAGAGAAAAUCACUCAAUUUCGGCCUAUUAGCUUGUUUCUGUUCCCCUUAAAUUGA